Messenger RNA from Lagopus muta (rock ptarmigan), 4067 nucleotides. Its product is annotated as thaicobrin-like. The coding region runs from base 392 to 985 and encodes 197 amino acids. NCBI's taxonomy places the organism in Eukaryota, Metazoa, Chordata, Aves, Galliformes, Phasianidae. The record is from RefSeq and is a predicted model, not a curated record. The transcript has 3 exons. Gene Ontology annotation, molecular function: protein binding.
CACGGCACAGCUGGGCAAGUCUGUAAGGAGCCAGAGCUCCUCCAUCUGACUCUGCACAACCCGGGCACCCGAUAAGGCUGGUGUCCCCAGCUGACGUCCCACCCGAGCACAGGGGACCCAGCAGGGCUCAGAGCUCCGUAUGGCACAGAGGGCUCUUAUCACCAGCCUGCAGCUGGCCAAGGGGAGGGGAGAUGCAGGGAUUCCCACGAUGCCUCUCUGCAAACAGCAUGGGGACACUGUGGGGACACUCCUUUCUAGCCGCGAUCUGAUGAGUUUGCAGAGAGCAAACUGAAGGUGUCUGGACCCAUCUGAACCCUUCUUUCCCACUGUCAGCCUGCAUUUCCACUUUCAGCAGGGGACAUGUCUCUGCUCCUGUUGACGUUCUGCAGAAAUGCUCAUUUCCAAGAUGGAGGGAGAAGAGAUGGAGACCCUGGCCAAUGAAGAGGAGGAGAGGAGUGAAAGAGCUGAUUUCACCCUGGACCCGAACACCGCCAACCCCUUCCUGCUCCUGGCUGACGAUGGGCGAGAUGUGAGACGUGGGGAGGUGUGGGCAUCACUGCCCGAUGGCCCCGAGCGCUUCGGCACGGAGCCGUGCGUGCUGGGAGACCGCGGCUUCUCCUCGGGGCAGCACUGCUGGGAGGUGGAGGUGGCCGACGGUGGUGACUGGUGGGCGGUGGGGGUGGCCCAGCACUCCGUCAGGAGGAAGGGGGUCCUCAGUUUUUCCCCCCAGGAGGGGAUCUGGGCUGUGGGGCAGUGGUUUGGGCAGUACUACGCUUUCACCUGCCCUGACUGGACAGCCCUGCGCCUUGCCCAGCUGCCCAGGGCCAUCCGGGUCUCCUUGGACUUUGGGGGCGGGCAGGUGGUAUUUGCUGAUGCUGAAAGCAAAGACCAGAUCUUUGCCUUCUGCCUGGCCUCAUGUCCCGAGGAGAUGCUAUACCCGUGGCUUUGGGUGGGAAAGGACUCGUGGCUGAAGCUGUGCCCCUGAUGUGGAGGGAGAAUGGAGGGCAGGAGCAAAACUGGAAAGAAGGAAACCAUCAGCCUGGCUCUCAGUGCGGGGCACUGGGAGAGCUGCACGUCCUCGCUGGUUGGUGAUUCCUCACGUGGUCCCUCUGGCCACCAAGCAGAAGGUCAGUGAUGGAUGGGGAACUGGAAGGUCUUGGGGAUGGAUGCCACACAGGAGCUUCUCCAUCCCCCUCCGCCCCACAGCAGGGGAGGCACCGAGGAGAUCACUGUAAGGGGACCCUGGGACUGAGAGGUGGGACUGCGCAUCGGCUCUGUGCGUGGCCAUGAGAAAUACAGCAGAUCCAAAGGCCUUGAAAGCUGCUGAGCGCCAUGUCUGUUUAUUUUCAGAUAAGCUCAAUGGUGAAGUAAAAAAUGUAAGAACACAGCUGGGUGCUGGAGCUCAUGAUAACACUUAUCUUCUCCGUGCAUCUGAACCCUCUCUCUCUCGGCCUUAUUUCCAGCUCUCACUGAUGUGCAUUGGGCACACUUGUCUUCCUCCACACUGCUUGCAGCAGGGCACUGGGAAAAGCUGUAGGGAUGGGCAGGGAAAGUGCGGCAGAAACGGAGGUGUCCAAAGUCCAUAGGCCAGAUCACUCCUGUGGACUCGCCAUGCUUGGAUCUCCAUCCUCCCUCCAGCUUGGUUUCCUUUUCCUCCUUCAGUCUUUCAGCUGUUCAAACACACACUGAAACAACCCAGUUCAGCCUCUCCCAGGAAUACACCUGGAGCAAUUUGCUCAGGGAAAUUCUACCCCUAGAAGCUGAUCUGUUACAGUUCCUUUACCAGAAGCAGUCAAGGCAGAUAUGCAUCAGGAGGUUGAACUUCCUUCGUGGUUUGCCAGGAAUUUACUGUUGGGAUCCAAGAAAACCAAUUAAUAUCAGGAGAGGAUUGCUGAAGAUGCACGCAUACCACGCAGCAGCCGGUUUGUUUCUUUCCCUUCUUUGCCUGUCAGGAAAUAAAGGAUGUGAGCAGUGCAUCCCUGAUAUGUGAGCAAUCUGCCUUUUUUGCUGGGCAGAAAUCUUUGCAAUCCCAAAGCAACAUCACGAUAAAAGGGAAAAAGCAGCACGUAUCUGUCCAGAACAUCACCAGCAUCCCAGAGAGGAGAUAAACAGGAGUCUGUUUUUGUGAGAUCCUGGGCAGCAAAGCUCUCACACACACCAGCAAUUUUGGCGCUAUAAAACGAGGGGGGAAGUUUCUCGUGUAUGUCUGCUGUUUAGAAUAAUACAGAAUAAUAAACUGAGUGUUUGAAAGAGGCCUUCCCCCAAAUCUCGACAUGUUUCUUGAUUGAACUCAUGGCUGUGGGGCCGGGAGGGGUGGGGGCUGCACCUCUGGGGCCUUUUGUACCACAGUGACUGUGGGGGCUGGGAGAGAAUUGGGGCUGUGGGGCACCCCAACACUCCUGGACCCCAACAGCUCUGGGAACCCAAAUGCUUCUGGCCCCACCUACAGCUCUGAGACCUUAACAGCUCCGAAACCCCCCGACAUCUUCUGGAUGCCCCCCACCCCCUGGCAGCUUUUGGACUCUGACAGCUCUGAAACCCCGACAGCUUCUGGAGCCCCCCAGCAGCUUUGAGAGCCCCAACAGCUUCUGGACCACAUCCCCACCACACGACAGAUUCUGGACCUCUCUGACAUACCCAAGACUCCAACAUCUCUGAAACCCUGACAGCUUCUGGAUGCCCCCAUGACAUCUCUGAGACCCUCUGAGAGUUUCUGGACCCUGACAGCUUUGAAACCCUGACAGCUUCUGAACUUCCCCACCCCCACAACUGCUCCAGGACCCCCUGACGGCUUCUGGGCCUCCCCGAUGUAUCAGAGACCCCCAACAGCUUUGGAUCCUGACAAAUGAAGUAGCCAACUCACGAGAACCACGAGCGAUCCUGUGAAAAAGCACAUUUUCAUGCCAGCCAUAACGAUUUAGAUCUUUCUACAAUAAGAAUUUUCUACUGGCUUCAUUAAGUCAGUAUUUCUUUCCAAGAUCACAGAAUCACAUGACUGCAGGGUACGGAUGGAACCUCUGGAGACCACCUCAUCCAAACCCCUGCUAAGGAAGGCGAUCGUCCCCCUCUGCUCUGCUCUUGUGAGGCCCCAUCUGCAGCACUGCAUCCAGGGCUGGAGCCCCAGCACAAGAAAGACGGGGAGCUGUUGGAGAGGGUCUGGAGGAGCCACAGAGAUGAGCAGGGGCUGCAGCACCUCCCUACAAAGACAGGCUGAGGGAGCUGGGCUUGUUCAGCAUGGAGAAAAGAAGGCUGGGGGUGACCUCAGUGCAGCCUGCAGUGCCUGAAGGGAGCCUGCAAACAGGAGGGGAAUCAACUCUGUGCAAGGGGAGAUGACAGCAGGACGAGGGGAAAUGGUUUGAAUGGAGGGAGGGCAGAUGGAGGUUGGAUGUCAGGGGAAGUUCUGUGCUGUGAGAGUGGUGAGGUGCUGAACAGCUGCCCAGAGAGGCUGUGAUGCCCCGUCCAUCCCUGGAGGUGUUCAAGGCCGGGUUGGAUGGGGCCCUGGGCAGCCUGGGCUGCUGUGAGAUGGGGAGGUUGGUGGCCCUGCGUGUGGUGGAUUCACAACCCUUGGGGUCCCUUCCAACCCCGGCCAUUCUGUGGUUCUGUAAGGAAGAUUCCCUACAAUGGGUUGCACAGGAAAAUAUCCAGGUUUCUGAAUAGCUCUUGAGGAGACUCCACCACCUCCCUGCGCAGCCGGUGCCCAUGUCUGUCAACUUCAAAGUAAACUCACUCCUUCUAAAGUUCAGAUGGAACUUCCUGUGUUCCAGUCUGCACCCAUUGCCCCUCGUCCUGUCACUGGGCACCACCAGAAGAGCCAUCCACCUGACUGCCAUCCUCUAGAUAUCGGUAAGAAUUGAUCAGUUCUGCUUUCACCCACUCUUCUCUUUGCUCUUCAAUCUCAGCCGGAGAAGCAGAAGCUUGACCACAGAACCUCAACCCUCUCCCACACGGACAUCAUCUCCUGCCCUCUCCCAGCUUUAAUUGCAUUCCUUCUUUCCACUUUUCCCCAUUCACCCUCUUUCUUCCUGCACCCACUGUGCCAACCGCAACCACUGCCUGCUGUGAGCCAC